This is a messenger RNA of Protopterus annectens (West African lungfish), 2834 nucleotides long. RefSeq names its product phosphodiesterase 4B (gene PDE4B). Bases 555 to 2747 code for a protein of 730 amino acids. The transcript is spliced from 15 exons. Gene Ontology annotation, biological process: signal transduction. Lineage: Eukaryota; Metazoa; Chordata; Ceratodontiformes; Protopteridae. The record is from RefSeq and is a predicted model, not a curated record. Gene Ontology annotation, cellular component: nucleus; cytosol; perinuclear region of cytoplasm. Gene Ontology annotation, molecular function: 3',5'-cyclic-AMP phosphodiesterase activity; transmembrane transporter binding.
ACUACUGUGUGAAUGUACACAGUUAUGAAAUUGUGGUACUGAAUGAAGAUUUUUUUUUAAGAUACAAAGCAGCCAUUCUUUAAGCUUUAACAGUUUUCUGCCAGGAUCUCCAAGCAUCACUUGGCCAUUGCGGAACAUUAAAGCUACUAAGAGUCUCUUCUGUUAAUAGUUUAAUACAGCAAAUCUGUGGAAAGGAUUGAUCAGGAAUUCCUAUGAAUAUUUCAUGAGGGAGGUACAUUCAGCUGAAUGAAUUCAAUGAGUGUCAGUGUGUAGUUUGCAGACAUACCAUAUCCACAAGGAGGCUACAGAAACAGAAGGCACAUAGGCACAUUUUUAGAGGCAUCGCUGUGAAGUAAGAGCUGUUACUAACUACAUCUGCUCAUCUCUGUCUCUGGCAUUACUGCUGCAGCAGAAUUUAUCAUUUUUAGCUGCUGAUAAGUGCUUAUUUUUAUCUGAUCUUCCCGCUGUGACUAGCAGAAUUAUCAUCAACAGAACUACCUGAGUGAUAUGACUGUAGAUUCGUGUGUUGUGAGACAUAGGAUACCACCAGCAAUAUGACAACAAAUGAUUCUUCUUCUUCCAGGGAGCUUACAGCACCAGAUGCAGAUAUUUAUAUUCGGACUUUUAAGGAACAUAUGCAUUUAGAACUAGAACCUCCCCGGCUGACUGGAUUGACCGGAAAGCGGUCAACAUCUCCAAAAAUCUCACCACGUAGCUCUCCAAGGAACUCACCUCGCCUUUUCAGAAAGUUAUUGGUGAAUAAAAGCAUUCGACAACGCCGUCGAUUUACUGUGGCCCAUACAUGCUUUGAUGUGGAAAAUGGACCAUCCUCAGUUCAUAGCCCUUUGGACCCUCAAGCCAGCCCAGGUUCUGGACUUGUACUGCACCCCAACUUCCCUAGCCACACUCAGCGAAGAGAGUCCUUUCUUUAUAGGUCAGACAGCGAUUAUGACUUAUCACCAAAGUGCAUGUCUAGGAAUGCAUCAAUUCCAAGUGAAAUACAUGGUGAUGACAUGAUCGUGACACCUUUUGCUCAGGUGCUUGCAAGUUUGCGAAGUGUCAGGAAUAAUUUUACAAUGCUGACCUAUUUACAAGCAGCGCCAAACAAGAGAUCACCAGCUGCAAACCAGCCCCCAUAUUCCAGAGCCAGCCUGACAGAAGAGUCAUAUCAAAAAUUAGCAAUGGAAACACUGGAAGAAUUAGACUGGUGCCUGGACCAACUUGAGACUAUUCAAACCUAUCGUUCCGUUAGUGAAAUGGCAUCCAAUAAGUUCAAGAGAAUGCUAAACCGAGAGCUGACACAUCUGUCGGAAAUGAGUCGGUCAGGGAACCAAGUGUCAGAGUACAUUUCGAAUACCUUCUUGGAUAAGCAAAAUGAUGUGGAGAUUCCUUCCCCCACCCAAAAAGACCGCGAAAAAAAGAAGAAGCAGCAGCUUAUGACACAGAUCAGUGGGGUGAAGAAGUUAAUGCACAGCUCGAGUCUGACAAAUACAAGUAUUUACCGAUUUGGGGUGCAAACAGAUAAGGAAGAGCUGCUUGCCAAGGAACUGGAAGACUUAAAUAAGUGGGGCCUUAACAUUUUCAAGGUUGCUGAAUACUCGAUGAGCAGACCUCUUACAUGCAUUAUGCAUGCUAUCUUUCAGGAGAGAGACUUAUUAAAGACAUUCAAAAUUCCAGUGGACACCUUCGUUGCAUACAUGAUGACCCUAGAAGAUCAUUAUCAUUCAGACGUAGCGUACCAUAACAGUCUGCAUGCUGCUGAUGUUGCGCAAUCAACGCAUAUUCUCCUUUCUACUCCAGCUCUGGAUGCGGUCUUUACAGACUUAGAGAUUCUUGCUGCAAUAUUUGCUGCUGCAAUUCAUGAUGUGGAUCAUCCUGGUGUUUCUAAUCAGUUCCUCAUCAACACAAAUUCAGAAUUAGCACUCAUGUACAAUGAUGAAUCAGUACUAGAAAACCAUCAUCUUGCUGUUGGAUUUAAACUACUGCAGGAAGAACAGUGUGAUAUCUUUCAAAACCUCACCAAAAAGCAACGACAGUCUCUCAGGAAAAUGGUGAUAGAUAUGGUACUGGCAACUGACAUGUCAAAGCACAUGAGCCUACUAGCUGACUUAAAGACAAUGGUAGAAACAAAGAAGGUCACAAGUUCAGGAGUUCUGCUGCUAGACAAUUAUACUGAUCGCAUACAGGUAUUGCGAAACAUGGUGCAUUGUGCAGAUCUCAGCAAUCCCACCAAGUCUCUCGAGUUAUACAGACAGUGGACUGAUAGAAUUAUGGACGAAUUUUUUCACCAAGGAGAUAAAGAAAGAGAGAGGGGAAUGGAAAUUAGUCCAAUGUGUGACAAGCAUACAGCUUCUGUAGAGAAAUCACAGGUUGGAUUCAUUGACUACAUUGUACAUCCACUUUGGGAAACAUGGGCUGACCUUGUCCAGCCUGAUGCUCAGGAUAUUUUGGACACAUUAGAAGACAAUAGAAACUGGUACCAGAGUAUGAUUCCUCAGAGUCCAUCCCCUCUCUUUGAUGAGCAGGAUAAAGAUACAGUGGGUCCCACUGAAAAGUUUCAGUUUGAACUGACACUAGAAGAGGAGUCUGAUGGAGCUGAGAAGGACGAACAAAGUCUGAAUGAGGACAGUAGCUACUAUAAUAGUGAAACAAAGAUGAUGUAUUUACUCGAACCAGAAAACCCAGAACUGCAUAUGGAAACACAAAUAGAAAUUUACACAGAAGACAUGUCUCCUGUGGAUACAUAAAUGAUUUUAAUGCCUAUAUUGUUCUUAUCUGCACAAGCUGAUUGGUGAGACUAAGAUGGCUUCCCGAUCUUAGACCUGUGGUUGACU